AUGCAAGGACAACAACUGCGGAGGCGCCACGCCGACGAAGCCCAUGAACUCUCCUUGGAAACACUCGCUCAGUUGGAGAUGCGAAUUUUCGGACUUGAGGUCGUCUACAAGAAGUACGUCACAGAAUCGCAAGUCGUUCGUUGCAUGGUGGACCAUUUAGCGCGGCGAUCGAAGAUUUUGGAGCACCAGCGACAGAAACUUUCGAGUCAGACGACGACCCGUGCUUCCCCCCUCCCAAUUACCCGACCUCCUCCACCCCCUGUUACCACCAGUUGCGCUGCGCCUUGCAAUGCCUUUCAUCCGUCUUCCAGCGGGUCUAACCCACCUCCCAACAAAGUUCGCGCGGUUAGCGAAGAACUGGGCGUGGAGACGGACCCGAUGCUGCGGACCCUUGCAUUCCUACAGUACAUGAAUGAGAGCGGUGGAGGAGUUCCAGCAGGCGGUGCAGAACAGGCUCUCCUGAAUAACCUUCUUCUUUCGCGUCUGGAUGCUGCUGCAGCCGCCGCCGCCUCCGCCGUGCCCAUGGACAAUGGAGGCGCGCAUUCAGUGCCUCCACAAGGCCUCCCCUACCACCCAGACUCGAUUUUUGGGUUGUCGCGACCGAUGGCGGCUGGUAUUCCAACUGCAUCGCUAUCAACCGCGGAUGUUCUGCCAAUGAAGAGCACGGCGCCGUCUUCUGCAAAUGGCAAGUGUUUCCUCGUCACCACCACCGCCACUACCUCCUCCUCCUCCUCCUUUACCUACAGCUCCACCACCUCUUCCUCCUCUUUCACCUACACCUUCACCACCCCUUCCUCCUCCUUCGCCUGCACCUCCACCGCCUCUUCCUCUAUCUACACCUUCACCACUCCUCCCACCUCCUCCACCUACACCUCUACCGCCCCUUCCUCCUCCUCCUCCACCUUCAUCUUUACCAUCCCCAUCUCCUCCACUAUUACCUCCUCCAGAACCACCACCUCCUCAUCCACUUACACCGCCUCUUUCUUCUCCUCCACCUACACCUCCACUAUCCCUUCCACCUCCUCCUCCCCCUACACCUCCACCAUCCCUUCUCCCUCUUUCACCUACACUUCCACCACCCCUUCCUUCUCCUUCGCCUACACCACCCCUUCCUCCUCCUCCUCCACCUUCAUCUUUACCGUCCCAUCUCCUCCACCGUUAUCUCCUCCAGAACCACUACCUCCUCCUCCAGUUGACACCUUCACCAGUCCUUCGUCUGUGCAGAAGCAACUACCAUCAAGCGCCAAUGAGGAGGGAAUUCAAGCAGCCGCGUCCACAGCUACAUCACCUCCGCAGAAACGAGAACCCCAUUCGGUGCCCCCGGGGGUAGCUGAAGAGUGCUCCCAUAGUCAGCGGCAGUUCUACCGCACCCAGUGCAUUCGACCGCGUUUCACCUACGCCUCGCUCAUCAGACAGGCGAUCUGUGAGUCCCCGAACAAGUGCCUCUCACUCAGCGAAAUCUACGCUUGGUUACAAAAGGAAUUUCUCUACUUCCGACAGAACGAGGCGACGUGGAAAAACGCGAUUCGCCACAACCUCUCGCUGCACAAAUGCUUCCGUCGGGUAGAGACGGCCGGUGGUUCCGUGUGGAUAUUCGAUGAGCAGGAAUGCCUUCAGCGUAAGGACGGAAAGUCCGCGUUUUACCCGAAAACGGGCGGCGGUCGAGUGCUGGGACGCAAUUACUCCGGUCGCGUUAAAACCAUCCCAAAUACAUCUGUGAUGUCGUCGACAACGUCGGCAGCGGCGGCUGCGGCGGCGGUGGCAGCGGCAGUUCGCAACCGCAGGCUCUCGGAAGAGCAGAAGCUGAACCCCUCCUCAACACCCUCGUUCCCCGCAACUGGCGUUUUUCCUGCCAGCUCGCCAACCACCCCGCUCGCUCCCCUCUUACUGCCUGUUGUCGCUGCGGCGGCAACUACACCACCGGUUAAAAACGGCACGUCGGCCAUCUGUGACCAGGGAACGAGUUGCCAAGGGGUUGAGGGCUUCCAGGGAGUGAUGAAGCAAGAGGACGAAUCGACCAUUUCAGACUCGGAAAAUCAAGGGCUGUCAAUGGGUACAAAUGAGCCCUCUCCUCAGUGCGAUUCCCCUGAGGCCUCAAAUCAUCCCCUCGUCGGGAAUGGUCCCCUCCUGCCGCCUAAGAAUAUGGCAGUCUGA
This is a messenger RNA of Mesocestoides corti, 2154 nucleotides long. NCBI's taxonomy places the organism in Eukaryota, Metazoa, Platyhelminthes, Cestoda, Cyclophyllidea, Mesocestoididae. The record is from the annotation of a GenBank genome assembly.